Molecule: messenger RNA, 792 nt
Organism: Aspergillus homomorphus CBS 101889
Lineage: Eukaryota; Fungi; Ascomycota; Eurotiomycetes; Eurotiales; Aspergillaceae
Product: F-box domain protein
Exons: 3
Coding region: 1-792 (263 amino acids)
Source: RefSeq, a predicted model, not a curated record
AUGAAUCCUCCCCCAAAAGCACCUAAGACAAACAUCCUAACCCUGCCCCCCGAACUGCACCUCCAAAUAACAACCCACCUCCCCCCACCCCCAGACCGCUCGCGCGCACAUCUAUCCCAAACAAACCACUACUUCCGGUCCCUCCUCCCGCCACCCAGCCACGCAGACCUCCUCGCCGCCGAACUGGAACCCGCCGCGAUCGCCGAGGACCUGUACACGUGCCGGUACUGCGUGCGGCUGCGGGGAGCAGCGCGGUUCGCGGACCGGAUGCUGCGGCGGGGGCGGGGCAGGUUUGGCGCGGAGCGGGAGCGCGCGAAGCGGUUUUGUUUGGGGUGUGGGGUUGCUCCCAGACAAUCGGUUACUUGCGCAGAUGGAAAGGGGGAGGGGGAUGAGGGGAGUGGAAGGUUGGGGUGCACGGUUGGGGAGGCGCGGUAUGGGUUUGGGGAUUUGCUCUCGGAGUACACCUGGGCCCAAUUUAUAUCAGCCUAUAUCAACAAGCACGACGAAGCCGUUCAGCUCGUCAAACUCCUCGGACUACUCGAAUACCAACAACACCUCCAGAAUUUCCACAAAAAGUUCGUGACCCAGAGCGGGGCCCUGUUCGCAGAACUCUUCACAUCUUCACGUCUUGCCAUUCCUGAGGGCUGGGAGCACCUUAUUCGGGACCAGUUCGGUCCGUUGUUCGUGGCGGCUAUGGGGGCUGCGCGGCGAGCGAAGAUGCAGCUCGUGCACCCGAACUUCAAUUUCCCGGUAAAUGAGGACUGGAUUGGGAGUGGGCACGAUGAGCUUUAA